AUGAUGCACCCAAAAUCAGUUCUUUGGCAUUUGUAAAACUAAAACAUCUGAAUGAACUUUGCAAGUUGCAAAAAUAAAAAGUAGGCUUGUAGUAAAUAUGAAGUAUAAUGAAAUUCAACAACAAAAAAUUUACUUUCACAAAAUGCAAUAACCUCAUUUGGAACAAAACUAUUAGAAAUACUAAUAUAUUUAAAAUCUCAGUGAAGCUGUUAAUAUUUUAAAACCGUGUUUAAUAAAAGAAAUGUGUAGAUCACUUCCUCCUGCUCAUGCAGAGUACCCGGAUGUCCGAGGUUUCUAAAAGCCCUCUUCCUGCGCUGUUGCUAUGGAAACGAAUGUUUGACCCUAGACUCACAACCAAAUGGAACUACUGACUGAAUAAUUUUUCUUUCUGCUUCUGAAAAAUUCCAUUUCCUCACGUUAUUUUUGCAGCAUAACCAAUGUCUACACACAAAAAAGGUUCAGUUAAAAAGCCUGCAAUUGCAAGACCCCAUACUCUGAUAAAUGGCCUCACCAAGGAGGAGGUAUCCAAGGAACAGAUGGAAGAGCACAUUGCAUAUCUUCGAGAGGAGCUGGACAGAGAGAGGGAAGAGAGAAACUAUUUCCAACUGGAGAGGGAUAAGGUCGCCACCAUUCAUGAAAUCACUGAAAGAAAACUGAAGGAGGUAGAGGCUGAGAUAAAAGUUGUACAGAAGGCCACAGAAGACGACAAGGCACGCCAUGAAGUAGAGAUCAAGGUUUAUAAGCAGAAGAUGAAACACCUCCUGUGUGAACACCAGAACACAAUCUCUGAGCUGACAGCAGAUCGCUUGUUGUCUGCUGAAGUGAUGCAAAAAAAACAGGAUCUGCUGGAGGCGGAGCUUCGAAGCAAAGUCAAGGCUGCCAUGGUGGACGUGCAAGAUCUCGACCACAAAACUCAUAUUGAGAAACUUGAACUGGAACACACCAAAAAAAUGGCUGCAACUCAAGAAGACUGGGAGAGGCAAAUCACAGAAGCUGAAGUUAAACAUGAGGAAUGCUUGCAUCUGCAGCAAGAGGAGCUCGACGAUGUAUUCAAAAGUAUGACGAGCAAGCAAGAGCUCAGCUGGAAUAAUCACAUCAACGACCUCAAAGAAAUUCACGAGAAAACCCUCAAAGACUUAGCAAUGACCUUUAACAUUAAAGAAGAGUGUAAAAAGAUCGAAAAACUCAAGCAAGAAAAUAAAGAAAGACUGACUGAACUUGAUCAACUUGGCAAGAUGCUGUCCAUUCAAGAGCAAAGUAACCAACUUCUUUCUGAGCGCUUAUCCGAAGUCAAGGAGCAAAUUUACAGCGUGGAGGAAAAAUUAAAAUACACAUCAUACACUAAGAGAGCCAGUCACGUACCCGGAAUGAAAGCUCUGAAGAAAUUAAAAAGAGAUUAUGAUGUUCUCCAACAGAGAUUCAGCGAGCUCCAGCUGGAAAGAGAUGAACUAUCCAAGUCUGUCCCUCAGAGAAUCCAGAGUGUGCAGGAUGAAACAGAGGAUGUGAUCAGACAGCUGGAGAGCAAGCUGCAGACCCUGGCAGACAGGCUGGAGAAGACCCAGGCUCAGCUCGACACUGUGCUCUCCGCUCCAAACUUGGACCACACGGCCCUCACUGAGGUCAUGAACAAAGCCCAGGAAAAUAAAUGGUGUCCAGCAAUGCUUCCAUCAAGGAUUUAAAAUAAAACAGAUUGCUAAGGCCCGUAAAGACUUUCUGCUGAAAAAGAGCAAACGGCUCUUUGUCUCAUCGAGGAUAAACUGUCAUCAUAAGAAGCAGAUCUUAGAUUUUAAAAAAAGAAGUCAAGUUUGAAAUGAUUGUUUAUCUUUUCUACCUUUGCAUUAAAACUUCUUACAUGUUUGUGUGUACUUCCACUUAGAUGCAUUGUGCAUAUUCAGUAAAUAAAAUCUGAUGAAAUUA
This is a messenger RNA of Nothobranchius furzeri (turquoise killifish), 1917 nucleotides long. It is a transcript of the gene gas8, whose product is annotated as growth arrest-specific 8. Lineage: Eukaryota; Metazoa; Chordata; Actinopteri; Cyprinodontiformes; Nothobranchiidae. Gene Ontology annotation, biological process: flagellated sperm motility. Gene Ontology annotation, cellular component: microtubule; Golgi apparatus; motile cilium. The record is from RefSeq and is a predicted model, not a curated record. Gene Ontology annotation, molecular function: microtubule binding; small GTPase binding.